Molecule: messenger RNA, 1371 nt
Organism: Protobothrops mucrosquamatus (brown spotted pit viper)
Lineage: Eukaryota; Metazoa; Chordata; Lepidosauria; Squamata; Viperidae
Gene: CTHRC1
Product: collagen triple helix repeat containing 1
Exons: 3
Source: RefSeq, a predicted model, not a curated record
UAUAAUGGGAUGUGUAUGCAAGGACCUACUGGUUUUCCUGGAAGGGAUGGAAACCCUGGAAUCAACGGAAUCCCUGGAACUCCAGGUAUCCCUGGCAGAGAUGGGCUUAAAGGAGAAAAAGGAGAAUGUAUGCAAGAAAGCUUUGAGGAAUCUUGGACACCUAACUAUAAGCAAUGUUCGUGGAGUGCCUUGAACUAUGGCAUAGACCUUGGAAAAAUUGCAGAAUGUACAUUCACCAAGAUGCGCACCAACAGUGCUUUAAGAGUUCUUUUCAGUGGAUCACUUCGACUUAAAUGUAGAAAUGCCUGUUGUCAACGCUGGUAUUUUACUUUUAAUGGGGCUGAGUGCUCUGGACCACUUCCUAUUGAAGCUAUAGUUUAUUUAGAUCAAGGAAGCCCAGAAUUAAAUUCUACUAUUAAUAUACAUCGCACAUCUUCAGUGGAAGGAUUAUGUGAAGGAAUCAAUGCUGGAUUGGUGGAUGUUGCCGUUUGGGUUGGGACUUGCUCAGAUUACCCAAGAGGAGAUGCAUCAACGGGGUGGAACUCGGUGUCUCGCAUAAUUAUAGAGGAACUGCCAAAAUAGAGCUUUCAGUCUCUUCUUGCUAUCCCCAAAACAACAUUCAGGACUGUAUGCAAUCUCUUAUUGGUUUGUUUUUGUACGUUGAAAAAAAAAUUGGAUUAUAGUGCACAAACCUAUUUAUAGAAAUAAGGUAAAAAUCUCUCUUGAGCCACAUUUGAUUUCAAAUGAUUUAACAGACAUGUCUGUGUAGUUUUUGCCAGUUACACAGAAGUAAUUUCCUUCCAGGAUGUUUUUGGAUUUCUUGGGAAUUCAUGGUCUGCGUUUAACCAAGCCUGGACCUGCUUAAUUCCUGAAUCCACAGGAGUCAGCCUGGUGCUGGCCUCUGCAGAGGUCUUACAGUAGACAAUUGAUGUUCCAUUUUUUAUUCUAUGUAUCCUUAGCAUUUUUCUACAGAAUUUUGGAAAAUAGAUCCUAAGGGAACAAUCUAUAUUAAUGAUUACUUUUCUAUCAAUUCUAUAUAUCCUUGCAUUUGUUCAAAAAGAAAAUCUACAUAACCAAUGUUAAUUUUAUAUUAAAAAUAAUAAUAAAAAGCAACUUUUUAUUCAAGUGUUUCUUCUCCAUUCCCUGAAAGUAUGGUUUGUUUUAUAAGCUUUAAAUUCCUAUUGAAAAGAAAAAAAAAUAUUUUCUUGUGAUGUAUGAAACAAUAAAUUACCUGAAAAAAAUAAUUUGGCGUAAAUUAUUGCAAUUGUAAUACAGUAAUUUAGCAAACCCGUAUUUUUAUUAUCUAGUGUAUAGCUGUCACCUUGAUGUAUUACAUAUGCAUAGAAGCUAUGCCAGGCAUGAUGGACGAUA